This is a messenger RNA of Psilocybe cubensis, 1089 nucleotides long. RefSeq lists its product as uncharacterized. The transcript has a single exon. Lineage: Eukaryota; Fungi; Basidiomycota; Agaricomycetes; Agaricales; Agrocybaceae. Bases 1 to 1089 code for a protein of 362 amino acids. Gene Ontology annotation, molecular function: protein binding. The record is from RefSeq and is a predicted model, not a curated record.
AUGGAUCUUCGACCCGUUGGUUUCCCUACAUUGUUUCUAGAACUCAGCAAACUCGCAAACACAUUGAAGAUACGAUAUGAUCAAAGAGGCGACAUGAGAGACCUGGAAGAAGCCAUGUACCUCCUCCGACAGGCUCUAGAGUUCGUCCCUGUCCCACAUCCUGAUCGACCUCAAUAUCUCUUCUAUCUGGCGGAAGCACUAUAUUCACAUAUACAGCCUAAAAGAUAUGAAGACUUUAAAGAAGAGGAUGAUGUCAUUGCCGAUGAAAUGGCGGCACUCUGCAGGGAAGCUCUCGAGUUACCUCCUCCUCCAAAGUUCCCGUUAAAUAGGCUUCGCUUGUUCGACAUUCUGAGAGCAGGGUUGCACGCUCGAAUAUUGCGAUCGGGUGGAUUGGCAAGCAGUGAGUUGGAUGAACUCAUUUCUAUCUAUAGGGAACGUGUAAAAUUUGGACCGCCGUCAAGUUUCAUGAAACUACACAUUGAGCUCGCGGUUUUCUUAUUCUUGCGAUACGAUAAAAGAGGUGAACUACGUGACAACGAUGAAUGCCUCCCCAUCUGCCGUCGCGCUCUUGGAAUACUGGAUGAAGCUAAUCCCAUGCUGCACCCCAUUUUGCAUCACCUAAUCAGUCUUUUUGCUCGUUCACUUCUUGUUCAAUUUAAGAAGGAGGGCGAUCCCAAUGACCUUGAAGAAGGUAUCUCUUUCUCAAGGAAAAUGAUUCAGAUUGGACUCCCCCCUCAUGUUGAUCAAACUGAGUUUCUUACCGGACUUGCCGCCUUGUUAUUUGCUCGUUACAAGCUAACGUGCAACACAAGUGACUUUGAAGAAAGUUUGUCUCUUUACAAACGAGCACUGGAUCCAGAUCUCAAUUCAUCAUUCAUCUCAGCGAUCAUGCUCAACAAUUAUGCGGACGUUUUGCUCGCUCGAUUCGCAAAACAUGGCCAUAGAAAAGACCUAGAUCAAAGCAUUUCCCUCUACAAGCGAGCUUCAAACAAAAGCCAUCCCUCUGAACCCAGUCAUUCAGUAUCUCUUCGCAAGCUCAACGAUGCAUUGGGACUUCGAUCUGUACUCGAUCUUGAUUUGGCAACUUAA